UAAAAAAUACACACAGGAGAGAAGCCUUACUCCUGCUCCAACUGUGGAAAAUGUUUCAAAACAACAACUCAGCUAAAACUUCAUCAGAGAACACACACAGGAGAGAAGCCUUAUUACUGCUCUGACUGUGGAAAACGUUAUAAAACAUCAACUCAGCUAAAAGUUCAGCAGAGAACACACACAGGAGAGAAGCCUUUCUUCUGCUCUAACUGUGGGGCGAGUUUCUCUCAUCUGGGCACCUUAAAAUCACACCAACGUAUACACACAGGAGAGAAGCGUUACGUCUGCUCUGACUGUGGAACUAGUUUCUCUCAAUUUUCCCACUUAAAAACACAUAAACGUGUACAUAUAGGAGAGAAGCCUUACCUCUGCUCUGAUUGUAGAAAAUGCUUCACAACAUCAACUGAUCUAAAAGUUCAUCAGAGAACACACACUGGAGCGAAGCCUUAUUCUUGCUCUGGCUGUGGAAAAUGUUUUAAAACCUCAAAUGAACUAAAAGUUCACCAGAGAACACACACAGGAGAGAAGACUUACGUCUGCUCCGACUGUGGGAAGAGUUUCUCCCAAUUGUAUACCUUAAAAACACAUGAACGUAUACAUUCAGGGGAGAAGCCUUACUCCUGCUCUGGCUGUGUAAAAUAUUUCAAAACGUCAACUGAGCUAAAAGUUCAUCAGAGAACACACACAGGAGAGAAGCCAUAUUACUGCUCUGACUGUGGAAAAUAUUUCAAAACAUUAAAUGAGCUAAAUGUUCACCAGAGAACACACACAGGAGAGAAGCCCUUCUUCUGCCCUGACUGUGGAACUAAUUUCUCUCAACUUUCCCACUUAAAAUCACAUGAACGUAUACAUACAGGGGAGAAGCCAUACUCCUGCUCUGACUGUGGAAAAUGUUUUAAAACAUUAUAUGAGCUAAAAGUUCACCAGAGAACACACACAGGAGAGAAGCCUUACGUCUGCUCUGACUGUGGAAAGUGCUUCACAACAUCAACUGAUAUAAAAGUUAAUCAGAGAACACACUCAGGAGAGAAGCCUUACGUUUGCUUAGACUGUGGAAAGAGUUUCUCUCAACUUUCCCACUUAAAAUCACAUGAACGUAUACAUACAGGGGAGAAGCCAUACUCCUGCUCUAACUGUGGAAAAUGCUUCAAAACAUCAACUGUGCUAACAGUUAAUCAGAGAACACACACAGGAGAGAAGCCUUUUUACUGCUCUGACUGUGUAAAAUGCUUCACAACAUCAGCUAAGCUAAAAGCUCAUCAGAGAACACACACAGGAGAAAAGCCUUACUCCUGUUCUGACUGUGGAGUGAGUUUCUCUCGACUUGAUACUUUAAAAACACACCAACAUAUACAUUAAGGAGAGAAGCCAUAGUCCUGCUCUGCCUGUGUAAAGUGCUUCAAAACAGCAAAUGAGCUAAUAGUUCAUCAGCGACCACAUGCAUGAGAGAAGCCUGCUUACGUCUGCUCUGACUUUUGGGUGAGUUUCUCUCACCAUAGCAACUUAACACACCAGUGUAAACACACAGGAGAGAUGCCUUACCUCUGCUCUGUGGAAUGGUGGGCGUGUAACUCAAACUUCUAGCCAAAGUUUGAGUGUUUGAAUCUCAUCAAGGAGGACUUUAGCAUUUUAGCUAAUUAGUAACUUUGCAACUACUUACUACUUUGUAGCUAUUACUUAGCAUUUUAGCUUAGCAUGCAGCUACUUAGCAUGUUUGCUAACCUUUCCCCUAAACCCAUUUAACUCUACCUUAAACCCCUCACCUAGCUAACGUUAGCAACAACAAAUUGGAAUUGGAAACAUAUCAUACAUCUUACACGUUCGCAACAUAUUGUAUGAAUAACAAUGCGUAAAAUAACAUAUGAAUUGUAAUUCUUAACAUACGAUACGUCCUACAAGUCGUAUUAUACUGAACAACAAUCUCAACGCAACAAUUUCUAAUAUUUACAGGUUGUAUAAGGAAAUCAGUCAAUUUAAGUCAAUGAGACCCAAAUCUACGGAUUUCACAUGACUGGGAAGG
Messenger RNA from Oncorhynchus nerka (sockeye salmon), 2020 nucleotides. Its product is annotated as zinc finger protein 658B-like. The record is from RefSeq and is a predicted model, not a curated record. The annotation marks the transcript as partial. The transcript has a single exon. Gene Ontology annotation, biological process: regulation of gene expression. NCBI's taxonomy places the organism in Eukaryota, Metazoa, Chordata, Actinopteri, Salmoniformes, Salmonidae. Gene Ontology annotation, cellular component: nucleus.